Molecule: messenger RNA, 809 nt
Organism: Pseudomyrmex gracilis
Lineage: Eukaryota; Metazoa; Arthropoda; Insecta; Hymenoptera; Formicidae
Product: myotubularin-related protein DDB_G0290005-like
Exons: 5
Coding region: 132-809 (225 amino acids)
Biological process (GO): actin cytoskeleton organization
Molecular function (GO): actin binding
Source: RefSeq, a predicted model, not a curated record
CGAUAGCUCCGUUGCCGGCGCUCGUAGCGAUCCUCAGCCCGUGGCGCCGAAAGCGACGGGGUCGUUGCAAGGAUCAUCAUCAUCAUCAUCAUCACCAUCAUCAUCAUCAUCAUCGUAGCGCGUCAGGCGCAAUGUCGAUACGCGUGAGCGGCGUUUACCUGGUGCCCACGAGUCCGGGCGCCGAUAACGGCGGCAACGAUAAAGGCGGCAAUCUGGAUCAUCAUCAUCAUCAUCAUCAUCAUCAUCAUUCGACGACGAAAACGGUGACGAUCGUGACCGCGCCGCAGCGCAGCAACAGUCUGGACUACUUAAACUUCGAGGAGAAGCGACAGAUCAUCGCCUCGUCGUUGUCACUGAGCGAUUUUCUCGCUCAUGGACCGGCGGCAGCCGCGGCCGCCGCCAAAGAAGUCGCGGCGAACACGGUGAUAGCAAAGAAACAAAAUGGUGCUGCUCUACGGACAAACAGUUUGGGUUCGGGUGCGAGAACGCCGCCCUUGGAAAGAAAAAGCAAAUUUUCGGCCCUCGGUAGACUCUUUAAACCUUGGAAAUGGAAGCGGAAAAAGAAAUCGGACAAAUUCGAGGCCGCUUCAUUAUCACUCGAGAGAAAAAUCUCAGUACGUGCCAGCAGAGACGAGUUGGUGCAGAAGGGGAUAUUGCUGCCCGUGAUACGAUCGACGUCGUUUCCGGAAAAUGAAACGAUGAGCGAGCAGGCGGGGGACGCGCAAAAACCGCCGACGCCGCAGCAAACGCCCCAGCAGCAGCAGCAGCAACAACACAGCAACAGCAACAACCGACCGGGGGCGCCGUGA